GGGAGGCUUGCGAAAAUUUUACCCUAUGUUAUUGGGAAUAACAUCUUUGCAAUGUUAUGCGUUUGUCAGAGGAUUGUAGGGCUGUGCAUGUUUGAGUGUAUGAGUGCGUGUGUCAUAUUUUAAAAACUAAAGCUAUAGUACUGCAUUUUCGUAAGAGAUAUGGGCAAAAGAAAGAACCAAGUUUUAAUAGAUUCGGAGAGUGGAGAAAGCGACGGCAGUGAGUCUGAUCUGGAUUCGGAAUUAUUGUCUUUGUCCAAGAAGAAAAAAGCAAAACAUCAAGAUGAUGGUGCUGAGAAUAAUGUGACUAAGAAGGAGAAUGCAUUCAGUGAUUCUGAUACUUCGGACUCUGAUGAUGACUGGGAUGCAAGGGGAAAUAAUAAAAAGAAGAAGAAACCAAAACCUGCAAAGAGGACAGGAAAGAGGACUGUCACAAAAUCAUCUUCGGGCAGUGAUAGUGAGAGUGAGAAGGAAAAGAGUUCAGAACCUGAAGAAGGUGAGGUUUCGGACUCUGAAGGAAGUGACAGUGACAGCUCAGAUCUGAGUCAGGAAGAGUUCAAUGAUGGCUAUGAUGAGAACCUGAUGGGUGAUGAGGAAGACCAAGCUCGACUUGCCCAGAUGACAGAGAAAGAGAGGGAGCAAGAAAUAUUCAAGAGAAUUGAACAAAGAGAAGUAAUGAAGACAAGAUUUGAGAUAGAAAAGAAGCUGCGACUAGCAAAAAAGCAGGAAAUGAAGAAAAAGAAAGAUCAAGGAAAGAAGAAAGAGGAAAAGAUUGAUGUGAAAGAAAGGUGUAAGGAGAGAAAGAAAACUGUUGAAGAAAAUAGAGGCAAAGUUGACAGGAAAGUGCAUGCAAUGAAUUUGCUAAAAGCACGCCGUGAGGAGAAAAGAGAAAGAGAGGAGAAGGAGAAGCAGCAACGUAUUGAGCAGGAAAAGAGGAAAGAAGAGGAGAAAGAAGUUACUGAAGAGCAGGAAGAGGAUGGCGAACAACCCGAGGAAAAAUCCAGUAGCUCUAAAACCAAGCUAAAAGCCUCUGAAGUGUACACUGAUGACAGUGGGUCAGACAGUGAGAAGUCUGAGAAGGAAGAAACUCAAAGGAGAAGCAGGAGUAGUAGUAGCAGCUCUCGGAGCAGUAGUGACUCGGAAUCUGACAAGAAGUCAGUAUCCAGUACAAAAACGAAGAAAGUUAACUUUGUAACCAAAAAAGAAGACUUAAGUAAAAUAAGGUUAUCUAGGCAUAAGAUGGAGAGAUUUGUCCAUUUACCCUUCUUCACUAGAGUAGUAACUGGAUGUUUUGUUAGGAUAGGAAUUGGAAAUAAUAAUGGCAAACCAGUGUACAGAGUUUGUGAAGUUAGUGGUGUGUGCGAAACCGGGAAAGUAUACCAGCUGGGUAACACGCGUACCAACAAGGGCCUUAAGUUAAGGCAUGGUAUACAAGAGCGAGUGUUUCGUUUGGAAUUUGUGAGCAAUCAGGAUUUUACCGAUAGUGAGUUUAACAAAUGGAGAGAGACAUGUGCCUUACAAGGUGUAUCUCUGCCUACUCAGGAGGACCUUGAACAAAAACUGAAAGAUAUAAAGGAAGCAAUGAUUUAUGAAUUUAAAGAAGAAGAUAUAGAAAAAAUUAUUCGUGAAAAAGAAAGGUUUAAGACAAAUGUUUAUAAUUAUGCAAUGAAGAAAACUCAGUUGAUGAAAGAGCGAGAUAUGGCUGCUGGGAGGGGUGAUGAAGAGGAGGCAGCAAGGAUUCAGCAGAAACUCCAAGAGUUGGAAGAAAGAGCUGAAGAACUUGACAAAUUACGAACAUCGACUAUUUCCAGUAUUAGUUAUAUCAAUGAUCGUAACCGCAAGAAAAAUGUUGAAGAAGCAGAGAAGGCCAUAAUGGAAGAAGUUAGAGCCAAUAAAGGAAAAGUUAUAGAAGACCCUUUCACACGACGCCAUACAAAGCCUCGCAUGGUCUUCAAAGUUCAGGGUCAACAAGAUGAACCACCACCUGAAAAACUUCCAGCACCAACUGAGAAGAAGAUUCAAGAAGCAGAACAGUCUCCUAUAUCAGAGGCACCUGCCAAUAAGGAAAAGGAAAAGUCACCUGAGAAGAAAAAGGAAAGUUCAAAACUUUCAAAGACUGAUGACCUGUUCUCUGCCCAUGACUUUGACAUCAAGAUUGAUCUUGAGGUCCCUCUUCAUAGCAACCCAGUUAGUGUUACUCCUAAACCAAUGACAAUGGUAAAGGACACUGGGCCUAAGCGAUCUCUUAACUUGGAAGACUACAAGAAAAAACGAGGACUGAUUUGAGAGCAAAUGUACUUAACUGCAGUAAUUGUUGCUGCAAUUUAUAUUGUGCACGUCUGUUGUACAGUUUUUCACCUUUCUGUAUUUCCUUGUACGGAACAUAUGGUCUCUGCAUUUGAGAGCCAAGUGUCUAAACUCAAAUGUAUUUAACAGUGAUUUUUUCCAGGAUCCUGUCUAGUAGGUGUUAGACAUUUCACUGUGUGUAUGUGAACAAAACCUGUGACUUGAAAGUUUUCUUAAGUGAAUGGACAAGUUAUUUAUGUUGUCUAGCUAUGCUUACAGUCAGAGCUAUGGCGCUGCAAAAAUAACGAAUAAAUAUGCUGCUAAUACACCACAUUAAAAAGUGUGAUAUUUGUAUUGAAGAAUAUUUUUUAAAAUUGACAUUUUGUGUGUAAUGUAAACUUUAGGACACAAAGUACAAAAAUCAAAAAGUUUGCCAUUGGGGAAGCUAUUCCCAAAACUACUAGAGCUGAAACUGCCAUAAUGCAAUAUGUAUUAUUGUUAACUAUUUGAAUGAUUGUGAACCUUUAAUUUUUCAUUAGUAAUUCCUUGUAGUAUAUAUCUAGUGUUAACAUAUUGCAUUGUACAUAACAAAAUGUUUAGCAUAAAAAUAACAAUUUCGUAUAAAAACCAA
Schistocerca nitens (vagrant locust) is the source of this 2914-nucleotide messenger RNA. RefSeq names its product RNA polymerase-associated protein RTF1 homolog (gene Rtf1). The coding region runs from base 160 to 2283 and encodes 707 amino acids. NCBI's taxonomy places the organism in Eukaryota, Metazoa, Arthropoda, Insecta, Orthoptera, Acrididae. The record is from RefSeq and is a predicted model, not a curated record. The transcript has 14 exons. Gene Ontology annotation, cellular component: Cdc73/Paf1 complex. Gene Ontology annotation, molecular function: RNA polymerase II C-terminal domain phosphoserine binding; DNA binding.